Closterium sp. Naga37s-1 is the source of this 663-nucleotide messenger RNA. NCBI's taxonomy places the organism in Eukaryota, Viridiplantae, Streptophyta, Zygnematophyceae, Desmidiales, Closteriaceae. The record is from the annotation of a GenBank genome assembly.
AUGUCGGCCCGUCCUUCGUCGACCACCAGCACCUCCUCUCUCCCUCUCAUGGCACCUCCCUUCCUCCGUUUGACCUCACCUCCCUUCCCCCUUCCCUCUCAUUCCGCCAUCUACCAUCAUUCCAACUCUCACUCCACCAUAUACGGCCGUUCCGCCUCUCGUUCCGCCGUCUACCGCCAUUCCGCCUCUCGUUCCGCCGUCUACCGCCAUUCCGCCUCUCGUUCCGCCGUCUACCGACAUUCCGCCUCUCGUUCCGCCGUCUCCCGCCAUUCCGCCUUGCAUUCCACCAUUUGUCGCCAUUCCGCCAUCUACCGCCAUUACGCCUUGCAUUCCGCCAUCUACCGCCAUUCCGCCUCUCGUUCCGCCAUCUACCGCCAUUAUACCUUGCAUUCCGCCAUCUACCGCCACUCCACCAUCUACCGCCAUUCCGCCUCUCUUUCCGCUAUCUACCGCAAUUCCGCCUCUCGUCCCGCCAUCCUCCGCCAUUCUGGCUCUCAUUCCGCCAUUUACCGCCAUUCCACAUCUCUUUCCGCUAUAUACCGUCAUUCCGCCUCUCGUUCCGCCAUCUACUACCAUUCCGUCUCUUAUUCCGCCAUCUACCACCAUUCCGCCAUGCUCAUCCAUAAGGAAUUAUCCCGCAAACCCGUCGAGCUCACCUACUAA